CGAGAAAUGUAUGUAUGCACCGUCUCAAUCACUAUCUACACCUCUCCCCAACAGACAGAUCCACCCCUUCCUUCCUCUCCCUUGUGUCUGUGUGUGGUUUAGUCCUCCACAGCGGGUGGUGACACGGGCAGAGAUGUCUGUGGUGUUGCGAAGUCUGCCGCCAGCCGCCUAGUCCACUCUGCGAGUGCCGCCAACGGGCUGUCUCCCUCAUCCUUGGGAGGGAGGGGGAAACCCGACGGCUGCUUGCUCACCUCGCGCAUUGUGGCCAUGAAUGUGCGGAUGGCAUUCUCGGCCUCCGUCGCCCGACGCUCGAGAGACGCAAACUGCAGCAGCAUGGAACGGGGGGUGAGAGAGGAAGGGAUGAGAGAUCUGACGUGUGGAUCUGUCGUAGGGAUCACCUGCUCCGCAUAUUGGCCAUUCAGCUCCUCCACGGCGCGAGGCACAUUAGGCGGAAGGCACAUUAGGCGCUUAUAGUACCGCAACUCCUGCACAAACAGAAACAAAGUCGCUGCAGAAAUGAACGCCCCCCUCUUGCCGUGGUGCAUCCCCCAGCCUCACCUGCCUAAAGGCCUCCUCAGCGACGGGACGCUCCUUCAAUGCAGCACGAAGCUCUUUGUACUCCUUCAUGAAGCUGCUGCUCAUCCGAACUGGCCUUCCUCGCCGUCAACGUGGCGCUGCCUACAGCUACAAGGCGGGCGCCCAUUUGGG
Vitrella brassicaformis is the source of this 708-nucleotide messenger RNA. NCBI's taxonomy places the organism in Eukaryota, Vitrellaceae. The record is from the annotation of a GenBank genome assembly.